Polychytrium aggregatum is the source of this 918-nucleotide messenger RNA. RefSeq names its product kinase-like domain-containing protein. Gene Ontology annotation, molecular function: protein kinase activity; ATP binding. Gene Ontology annotation, biological process: protein phosphorylation. The annotation marks the transcript as partial. The transcript has a single exon. Lineage: Eukaryota; Fungi; Chytridiomycota; Chytridiomycetes; Polychytriales. The record is from RefSeq and is a predicted model, not a curated record.
CUGUCGUCCUAUCCAAUUGUUUCCCAUAUUCACCAUGGCAAGCAGAGCCAUCAUCCGCCCCGCUCCCGAUCGCCCGUCCUGGUAUAUCUCGCCCAGCGACAUCACCAACCGCUCGGCCAACCCCAUCGGCCGCGGUGGCUUUGGCGAGGUCUUCACUGGCACAUACUUUGGCUCCAAGGUCGCCAUCAAGCAGCUCCUCGGAAACUACAACAACCGGGAGCUCGCCGAGUACAACCAUGAAAUCAACAUCUGGAAGCAGCUCAGCCACCCACACAUCCUCCCCCUGCUCGGCGCUUGCGAUCGAGACGACGAAGGCAAUCCGAUCUCUCCCUUCAUGGUCUCGCCGUUCAUGCCCAACGGCACCCUUCGCAACCAUGUCGCCAACAACAAUGUCCCACUCGAGGAGAAGCUCCGUCUCCUCUUCCAAGCUGCAUCGGCUCUGGCAUAUCUCCAUUCCCGUCGCAUCAUCCACGGCGAUCUCAAGGCCCUGAACAUCCUCCUGGACGGCUUGAACAACGCCGUCGUCACCGACUUUGGCAUGUCCCGCACCAAGCACACCUCUGCCUCGCUGGACCGCAACCGAUCCAUGGGCCCGACCGGCGGUACCGAAGGCUAUGUUGCACCCGAGAUGCUGGACGACGAUGAUCCCAGCGGUACCACCAUGAAGACUGACGUCUACGCCUUCGCCAUCACCAUGUAUGAGGUCCUCAACGAUGCCAAACCCGUCUGGGUCACCAACAACGGACAAGCCAUGCUCGGCCGUGCCAUUGAACGCAUUUCAUGCAACGGUAGACGUCCCAAACGGAUCGAUGGCAUCCCCGACGAUAUCUGGGCUCUCAUCGAACGCUGCUGGGCCCAAGAUCCCGCCGCCCGCCCUGCCUUCACCGAGAUCCUUGCCGGCCUCCAGCCAUACAACCG